Molecule: messenger RNA, 2778 nt
Organism: Siniperca chuatsi (mandarin fish)
Lineage: Eukaryota; Metazoa; Chordata; Actinopteri; Centrarchiformes; Sinipercidae
Product: tumor necrosis factor receptor superfamily member 12A
Exons: 5
Coding region: 763-1128 (121 amino acids)
Biological process (GO): positive regulation of apoptotic process
Cellular component (GO): plasma membrane
Molecular function (GO): protein binding
Source: RefSeq, a predicted model, not a curated record
UGCAGCAGCAGGCUACACCCAACCCCAGACAUUAAUAACACCACCCUGUGUCAGGGACACUCACCAUUCAAAUGUCAGUUCCAAAAGCAAGAACAUCACUGUUAUUUUGUAUCUGCAGAGGGCAUUCAAGUGGGCAAAGAAAAAAGCUUAUCUCACUUUAACUUUGAGCAGACUUUCCCAAAGGCUUUUAAAAGCAGAUAGUUUUUUUUCUAGUAAAUGUCAUCUGUUUUUGCCUCAGUUGCUGUUCUUCUUUUUCUGUGUAAUGGGACCCACUCUCAUGCCAGAGAGUUGUGUUGUUUGGCAGAGAGGAGGGAAUGACGUCGACAGGCGUGGUAAUAACAAUGAGAACACUAUUAAGUCCAGACUACACAGACUCUCUGGUAAAAUGUGGAUAAAAAGCUGCAGGGUGUGGCUAUAAAAUAUGAAAUACAUGAAACUGUCUGAAACCCUCACACCUGAGGUGGUAUAAUUGAAACUUUCACUUGAACUGAAGCAAAUUAAACCACAUACUAUGGUAGAGGAGUUUCCUGUGAGUCGGUGAGUGCGCACAGAGAAUCCGAGCAGUACAGUACAUAGGAAAUGACUCAUAGGAGUUGAACUGUUAGCGUGGGUGUGUGCGCUAUUAAAACAAGGCGCAGACUCCUCCGGGUGACUCACUCUGAUGCUCGCUUUUCCAUGCUGAAACCCAGCACGGAUUGUUAAUCAGAUGAACUUUCGGGAAUUGUGUAGCCGACAGCGAGCAGCAUUUUACCCGCAGACAUCAUGGCUUCAAACGCUCUCUGCGCGCUGUGCGGACUUAUUAUAGCGGCUGUGAUCAAUUUCUAUGGUGUGAACGCACAGAAAAGUCAGUGUGGCAGUUCAGAGUUUUGGAACUCAGACUUGGAUGUCUGUGUGCCGUGUGCAUCUUGCAAGCAGUACCCAAAGACCCCAUCAUGCAACACAUGUAAAUCUGUGGAGGAGCCAUCUGAUGUGUGGAAACUGGCAGCCAUCACCAGUUUCUCAGUGCUGGCUGUGGUGCUGGUCGGCGCUGCGCUGAUUAUAGGGGUCAUGGUACAUCGACGCAAGUCACACAAACGGCCUCUACGUGAACCCAUUGAAGAAACUGCAGGGCCACUUUAUCAAGCUUAAACAUUUCACCUCAUCUUCCUCUGGAAACAGAUGUGACAGAACCAAGGAGCAACUGGUUCGGAGCCGGACUGGAGGAACCUCUGGACCAUGAACUGUAUACUCUGACUGCAGGGUAUCUCUUGACCAGAAUUGGACCAUUUUAAUUUAUUAGACCGUUGGGUGAAGUGACGUGUUCAGUUCUCACGCUCAGUGUAGGUCCAACAGUGACCACAGGACUUAUAACGAGCAACUCACACCUCCUGUAGGAAUAGUAACAACAUUACAUUAGUGGUAUCAUUUUCAGAUUGUGUGUGCCUUUUUUAUAUUCUACUUAAAUGAGAUUUUGAUCUCGAAGACCUUUGUUGGUUUACAGAUGUUUGAUUCAGACGUAAGAUAAAACUACAGUCCUUUCUUCAGAGAGAUGGAUGCUUUCCAAACUCCGUAUUGCAUUGUGCUGUUUUCCAGCAGGACUCCGAUGAAUGUAACACAGCUACUGCUGCCUGCUGGGCUGCAGUUUGAUCUCCUGCUAUUCAGUGGGGUUAGACGGGGUCUAUAUGCUGAUUAUUUACCACAACAGCCUCUUAAAGAUAAAUCACAUGUGAGUAAGACAUACUGUUAGGCACAUUAAGGCCAUUUGAAUGUAGCUACUUUUACAGUAGGUGAAAUGUAUUCUAGCCUUUGGCCCUGCCAGUACCUGUGUGUACCUGUUCUUUUAGUACCCUAAUACAGUGAUAAAAGCUGUUGAUUAAGGGAGCAAACUGUACUCAUCCACUGUUACUGGGUCUCCUGAGACCAACACAGACCCUGUAUUGCAGGUCAUUACAAUAAUGUCUUGUCUAUUUUAAUGUUACUAGGUUUUAAGAGAUGUUAGCUGGAUUUUUCUCUAUUUCAACUCCAGAAUUCACACGUUACUGUCCCAUCUUUUGUAGGACAGGAUGUUUGAAACACUAGACAUACAAUCCUAAACUGCUAACAUGUGGGAAUGUUGCGAGGAAUGUACUGUAGUUAAGAAAAUUACACCUACAGUGUUUUAGGUGGAGCUACACAAUCACUAUGCUUACUGACUCUUGACCUUUCGAGUCAGGUUUCAGAUUUGCAACAAGGCAAAAAGAUGUAUGUCUAGAUGUCUGUUUGUAAUUUUGUAGCCAUUGAAACCAGCGAGAACCACCUGCAAGUGGGCAGGGUUGUUGUUUUCCACUUCUUUUAUAACUCAAGAUGUUUUUUUUUAUCUUCAAAACAUCAUGCAGAAUGUGGUUACUGAGAUAUUUAAUGUGACUGACAAUGUUUCAGGUCAUAUUUUCGAUCUGUCUGCUUGUGGGUAAACUGCUUGCCCUCUGGCAGCAAAAUCACUUAAAAUACAGAUACUUCCGCUAUUCUUUUUAGAUUUUUAUAUUAUUUAUUUGAAAGUAUCUUGCAGUGUUGUUUUGCAUCAACUGCAAGUGACAAGCACAGUUUUAAAGGGACUCCAGUGAAGAUUUGUGUUAAACUUCCACCAGGCCAGCCAACAAUGUUACUGAGCAAUAACUAACAAUUUCUGCUUAUUUCUCUUGCUUUGUAUUUCUAAUUGUAAAUACUUUACAUUCACUGGCUUCUUUUACUUAAUGCAAUCUUAUAAACUGCUUUGUGUACCAAAUGUAUUUUCACAAUAAAACCGACAACUUCUAAUGAUAA